UUUGAACUCCUUGACGUUUGUAGUUAUUUUUUCCCUAGAAAAAAGAGAGCAGAGGUCACCAUUUCCAGGGUGCCGCUGCUCUAGACAAAUUCAAAUAUGGCGAAAAAACAAGCGUGGGUUCACUCUUCUCACCCUCGUUGGCCUUCUUAUCUCUUCUUCUUGAUCGUUGCCCUUUCUGUCUUUUCCCUUGUUGCCAUCCUCAUCUACAAGGUGGAUAAUUUCGCUUCACAAACAAAAACAAUCGUGGGACAUAAUUUAGAGCCGACGCCGUGGCAUCUUUUCGAGCCGAAGAACUUCACUGACGAAUCCCGACAUAUCCGUGCUUACAAGAUCAUCCAAUGCUCGUAUCUAACUUGUCCCUACGCCGCCGCCGACGGUGGCGCUCAACCCUCGGAGCUGGAGAAACGGCGGGGUUUGGUCUCAUCUCGUACCCCUCCAAAGUGCCCAACUUUUUUCAAGUUCAUUUACCGUGAUCUUGAACCGUGGUUCAAUACCCGGAUAUCCAUGGACCAAAUAACUCAGGCCAAGGAGCAUGCCGCUUUUCGUAUUGUUAUUGUCGAAGGGAAACUGUUUGUUGAUUUGUAUUAUGCUUGUGUACAGAGUAGAAUGAUGUUUACACUAUGGGGGAUUUUACAGCUUUUGAAAAAGUACCCUGGGAUGGUCCCUGAUGUCGAUAUCAUGUUCGAUUGUAUGGAUAAGCCUUCCAUCGAGAGGAAUCGAUUCGGAAACGGGUCUUUGCCGGUACCUCUGUUCCGGUAUUGCACGACGGAGGCUCACUUGGACAUCCCUUUUCCUGACUGGUCCUUUUGGGGAUGGUCGGAAGUAAAUAUUAAGCCAUGGGAUGAGCAGUUCAAAGAGAUUAAGCAGGGAUCACGAACUCAAACCUGGGCGAAGAAGAUAAAACGUGCCUAUUGGAAAGGAAACCCAGACGUUCAGUCUCCAAUACGUACAGAGCUAAUGCGGUGCAAUGACUCUAGUCUGUGGGGUACAGAAAUCAUUCGUCAGAACUGGACCGAAGAAGCAAAGGCUGGGUAUGAGCGGUCCAAACUAUCCAAUCAAUGUAAACAUCGUUAUAAGAUAUAUGCUGAAGGCUACGCUUGGUCUGUAAGCUUGAAAUAUAUUCUAUCAUGUGGUUCACUUCCUCUAAUUAUUUCCCCACAAUAUGAAGACUUCUUCAGUCGUGCUCUUAUUCCUAAGUUAAACUACUGGCCCGUCUCUUCCAUCGAUGUAUGUCGCUCCAUCAAGUUCGCCGUUGACUGGGGCAAUUCAAACCCAUAUCAGGCACAGGCAAUCGGAAAAAGAGCGCAGCAACUGAUGCAAAGUAUGAGCAUGGAUCAGGUUUACCAUUACAUGUUUCACCUGAUUUCGGAAUAUGCAAAGCUGCAAGACUUUAAGCCAGUCCCGCCGCCAUCGGCUCAGCAAGUAUGCGAAGAAUCCAUGCUCUGCUUUGCAGACGAAAAGCAAAAGGAACUACUUAAGAAAUCAGCAGUCACUUCGGUUUCGACGACACCGCCAUGCACACUUACCAGGAGUCCCAACCCGAAUUUUUUCACUGCUUGGGCUGAAAAGACGCAGAAGAUAAUCGAUGAGGUGAAAGACAUGGAGAAUAGAACAAAUGCGGCUAUCACUUAGAUAUGUAUAGUACGGAUUUAGGUAUUCUGUUCGACAUUCAUACCGAAAAAAAACCCAUUUUUCUUACUGAUUAUGUUUUAUAUUUAUACAUUAAUUCAAAAGAAU
Hibiscus syriacus is the source of this 1737-nucleotide messenger RNA. RefSeq names its product O-glucosyltransferase rumi homolog. Lineage: Eukaryota; Viridiplantae; Streptophyta; Magnoliopsida; Malvales; Malvaceae. The record is from RefSeq and is a predicted model, not a curated record. Bases 97 to 1632 code for a protein of 511 amino acids. The transcript has 6 exons.